Drosophila biarmipes is the source of this 910-nucleotide messenger RNA. RefSeq lists its product as uncharacterized. Gene Ontology annotation, molecular function: superoxide dismutase activity; copper ion binding. The transcript is spliced from 3 exons. Bases 54 to 866 code for a protein of 270 amino acids. The record is from RefSeq and is a predicted model, not a curated record. Gene Ontology annotation, biological process: removal of superoxide radicals. Lineage: Eukaryota; Metazoa; Arthropoda; Insecta; Diptera; Drosophilidae.
CAGAUCGGAGAGGUCCAAAGUUUCCCAUUAAAACGUCCUAUAUAUACUACGAAAUGCUUGUUAAACUGAUUCUGGCAUUGGUAAUUGGUUCUGGCGGCAUUUUUGCGCCUGGCAGUGCACAAAAUCUGUUGGAUCGACUGCGUCCGGUGAAUAUAACCAGGUUCGAUGAUGGCAUCAAAGUGGUUUCCGGCACCAAGGUGAAGCGGUACGAACGGCUGACGGUUCCGCUGGGGGGUCCCGUGGGAAUCCCAGGACCUGCUGGACUCCUGGGUCCUCUGCUGCCCCCACAGCCUUCUUAUCUGGGAUACACCUAUCAGUUGGUGCCACAAUGGCAGGCGGGUGCCAAGCUGGUGGGCGACGGAGAAGGAGCCAGUGUGGCCGGCAUGAUAUCCUUCAUACAGCUUCCCUACAAUUCGGACAUCAAGGUGACCAUCAAUGUGACGGGACUACCACCUGGUAAACACGCCCUGCACAUCCACACCUUCGGAGAUCUCAGCGAUGGCUGCAAGUCCACUGGCGGACAGUUUCCAAAUAAUUUUCUAGGUAAUGUGGACACCAAGGAUGAUGGCAGCAUCUCGGCGGUCUUUCAGAGCAUUUACCUUCAACUGUUUGGCAUAAACGGAAUCGUUGGCCGUUCCAUUGUGAUCCACAGCAAGGCCAUCGAUCUGAAUACUGCCCUAAAUGCGGAGGUCUUCUCGUCCUCCCUCCAAGUAAUGCCCAAUCCACUGGCCUAUCAGAACGAGGAGAAUUCUGUGGGUCCGGCCAUCGCCUGUGGAGUUAUUAGUCUUAUGAGCACGGCAACCAGCUCGUCAGGUAUGGCACCUGCUUCUUCAGCAGCACCGGCAAUGGAAAAUGCAGAGAUUUAAUUUGUAUUCUUACACUAAUCUUAAUAAAAAAUAUUUUGUAACUA